AUCCUCUUUUGGUGAGGCCCGGCGCGGCUGCUGCUGGGGCAGGAUGAGAGCUUUAAACGCGCAAGGAGCCUGUUCCUCGGAGUCAUAACCGGGGUCCAGAAGCAGCUGCGAUCUGUCGUGAGGGAUGUCGACGCGAGGCUCUGUGCUCGCGGUGGGGAAAUGCCUGGCCUGUCUGGAGUUCAUGCUGUUUCCAGUGUGGCGGGGCAUCGGGCUCGGCGCCGGCGUCCGAGGCGGUUGGAGCCAGGGCUGGGGACGCUGUCUGCAAUGGGAGGCUGACGGUCCGGGGCGGGAGGCCCGGGUGCCGGUGCUGGACUACCCCAUCUGGGUGGUCCUCUGCCGCGGGGGCCGCGCCAGGCUCCGGGAGGUUUGUCAGCGAGGGAGGGGCGCCAUCAGACUGCCCGCCGACAUGCUCCGCAUCAAGCUGCCCCCGCUCUUUGACAUCCACCAGAUCCCCAAGGUGUUCAGGGAGGACAGCAUCAUCUCGGGCUACCGGCACCCAAAGAGCUCGGCGCUGGACUGCCUCCUCAGCAGCUUCCACAUGAACAACGAGACCAUCAACAUCUGGACCCACUUCCUGCCGACAUGGUACUUCCUGUGGCGCUUCUGUGUCCUCUGCUCCACGAUGAACUUCCUGAGCGACAGCUACACCUGGCCCCUCCUGGUCUACAUGCUGCUCAUCUGCGUCUACCCCUUCACCUCCAGCUGCGCGCACACCUUCAGCACCAUGUCCCCCGAGUCCCGCCACAUCUGCUACUUCUUUGACUACGGAGCGCUCAGCCUCUACAGUCUGGGUUGCGCCAUGAGCUACGCCUACUACGUCAUGCCGGACUGCCUGGUGAACAGCUGGCUCCACCAACACUUCGUCCCCAUCGCCAUCGGGAACUCGCUGUUCUGUACCAGCCUGUCCUGCUACUCCAGGUUCCUGGAGCUGCAGUUCCCCCAGAAGAGCAAAGCUCUGAGGACGGCAGCCUUCGUCGUUCCCUUCAUAUUCGACACGGCCCCCCUGUUCUAUCGGAUCCUUCUCUGCUUCGGCGGGGGCUGCAGCUGGAGCGACGCCUUGUCCAGCCACACUUACCACGUCCUCUUCGCCGUCCUCACCUGUUUCCUGUUCACCGCCCACCUCCCGGAGAGGCUGGCCCCGGGGCGCUUUGACUACUUCGGCCACAGCCACCAGCUGUUCCACGUGGCCGCCGUGGUGGGCACCCACUUCCAGAUGGAGGGCGUGAUGGCGGACAUGGCGACGCGGCGGGCCUGGCUGGUGGCCCGCGGCGGGGCGCCCUCCUUCCUGGGGACCAUCGGCAUGCUGCUCGCCAGCCUCGUGCUCAACCUGGGCGUCAUCGGCAUCUUCAGCACCCCGCUGCUGUGGAAGCCGCCGCCGCCGCCGCGCACGCCGAAGUGCAAGGAGCAGUGAGGGCGGGUUUCCCCACCCCGAUUCGUUCUCCAAAGGAAAGGUGUGUGGGUGCGUGGGUUUGAGACUACUAUUAACGCCACUAGUUCUAGUUUUACCGAAGCCCCUUUCUGACGCCGCGUCCCAUGUUCGCCGUGUGCGGAAUGUCUCGUUUAAUUUAUUGCUACGGUUCCUCGUUUGAAAAGCAGUUGCAACACAAGUGCUUUGUUUCAUCCACCAUGUUUACAGUGAUUCACAACCGGCUCUGGUCUAAAACUAAAAACAUCUAAUGUUGCAUUUUGCAGGGAUUAUAUUUGGAUUUGUUUUUGUUUUUUAUUUCUGUUUUGCGUGUUCUAGGACAGAAUCUCCUUUUACUUUAUUAAGGAUUUAUGGAAAAUCUUUUCUGUAACUGGACUUUUUGGGUUGGUGUGUUUCUGUUAACAUAAACAGUCGAUUGUCAUAAUGUGAUGCAGCUCUGAUCCAGUUGAUCCACACAUCGAUGUGGUGCUUUUCUCCUGAUUUGCCCGGCUUUUCGUGAACUCGGCAGAAGGAAAGACAAAUAUAUUGCAGCGCGUCAGUAAUUAAAAGAGAUGUACCGUUUUUCUUCUUAUUAAAAAAAAAAAAUCCUUUUAGAACCGCAGGUUUCCAUGACAACGCUAUAGUGGCCUUGUACCCCCUGAAGGUCUCGAGUGUUCAAAGCGCGAGCGGCACCAUUUUCUUGUGUUUCUCUUUCACAUAAACCAUCUGUUCUAAUAAUAUUUCAUGGACUAAAGCAUUUGAACUCAGUGGUGUGAUGUUUCCGGUCCUUUCCAUCACGUGUGACUUAACACUAAAGAAUUAAGAUUGGGGAGACGAGUGGAUUGAGUCCACUUGAGGGUUAUUAAUAAGAUGUCAGUAUUGUGGUGCAUAUAUAGAACUACAAACCAAUCCCACUAGCUGCAUACUGUGGUUAUCACGACUCAGGCUGCAUUCACUGCUGAAAUAAUAAUUAUAUAUUUAUUAUUUUCACAACUGGGAAUGUUUUUCUCUUUUUGGAAACUGAUAAAGUAAAAAUGAACCGAUUCUGCGCUGUAAUUUGUUAUUGAUCUCAGAAUCUUUAAAACUGGUGCAAAAAGCGUUGAAUUGUUUCAUCAGGUUUCCAACUCGUGUCGACAAAAGAGAAAUAUUUAAAAUCAAUUAAUGCAAAACUCUAGAUAUUUGAUCAUUUCUGUCACUUCUCAGGUCAAACAGCUAAACAUCUGUCCCAGCUUCUUGUAAAGCCUCAUUAUACAUUAAACAUUUGGGGAUUUUGGCCUUUUUGGAAAAGAAACUGGAAAUUAAUAUAAUUAAGUUAUCAGUUCCAAGAAAAUAAAUAUUGUAAGGACCUCUCAAAAUGAAAGAAAUGCGACUGGAUAAGAUGCACCACUUGUAAAUGAAUGCACAGCAGCCGAAUCGGUACACUUUGUAUUCACGGCUUUGAUAAAUAUUGUUUAAUGGGAGGUGUGUGUCGUCGCUGUAACGCGUCAUUCUGCCAUUAACGCCACAGUAGUUCAACCAGAACCCACAGGGAGCACUCGACUAACACACACACAUACACAAGGGUCUUUUGGUAGAGUUUGGUGAGGGGGGGGGGGGGGGGGUUGUAUGUGCUAUGAUGGGAGUGCACGGUGCUACAGGUCCACGUUGGUCGCUGAAGUCGGGUGUAGAACCACAAACACACACACGGCAGUCGUUUGGGGUGUUUUUAAGGUUUGUGUAUCGGACAAAGCGGAGACUUAUUUGUAUUCGAUGCAGUUUUACAGACUAUUUCUCCUUUUAUUUUGCCCCCCCACUGAGCUCUGAUGGCUUUCAUUCUUUCUCAUUUGCUCUCCGGUCGCCUCGCAGCGUCCGCCGGUUUUGACCCGGCUGGUUGUUGGAAUCGCCGUGUGCUAUUUUUAAUGGCCAAUACAUUUAUUUUUAUUUUUUACUCAAACCGUUGUAAUUGCCUGUCGUCAGCCGUUUGGUGCCGGCUCGGUUUCUCAGCGAUAAAGGCCUCCUCCUCCUCCUCCUCAAACGGGUCCACGUCGCCGCACCGAGUUGCAUUUCAUUAUUUUCUCCAAUUUUUUAAAAUUUAUUUUUUCCCCCCCCAUAUUUUAAAUUCCAAUUCCAAGCCUGCGCAUUCUCCGGACCAGAUCACUGUUACUUCUAAGGCUGCUUGUCACGUAGACCUUGUUGGUUUACUCCUCGGUGGACAAGCAGAUUCAGGUAAAAUGGGCACUUUUCUAAUGUACAAAUACAACAAACAAAAAAAGUAUUGAAGGUUGUGGGACAACGAGAAAUGGAGAGCAAAGAAAAGUGCGGGUCGACACAUUCUAAAGGUUUUGAAAGAGGAUUCAUUGGUGCCUUUUUUUUAA
This is a messenger RNA of Pungitius pungitius (ninespine stickleback), 3759 nucleotides long. RefSeq names its product progestin and adipoQ receptor family member VI (gene paqr6). Bases 125 to 1411 code for a protein of 428 amino acids. The record is from RefSeq and is a predicted model, not a curated record. NCBI's taxonomy places the organism in Eukaryota, Metazoa, Chordata, Actinopteri, Perciformes, Gasterosteidae. The transcript is spliced from 8 exons. Gene Ontology annotation, cellular component: membrane. Gene Ontology annotation, molecular function: signaling receptor activity.